Trichogramma pretiosum is the source of this 1315-nucleotide messenger RNA. RefSeq names its product replication protein A 32 kDa subunit-like. NCBI's taxonomy places the organism in Eukaryota, Metazoa, Arthropoda, Insecta, Hymenoptera, Trichogrammatidae. Gene Ontology annotation, cellular component: site of double-strand break; chromosome, telomeric region; DNA replication factor A complex. The coding region runs from base 384 to 1127 and encodes 247 amino acids. The transcript is spliced from 2 exons. Gene Ontology annotation, biological process: nucleotide-excision repair; double-strand break repair via homologous recombination; DNA replication. The record is from RefSeq and is a predicted model, not a curated record.
AAGCGAGAGCCGUCAUCGACAAAGUAACAACGUUUAGUCGGUCCGAGCGCGCAGCAUUGGCUGCCGGCCGUCACUUGUUUUGUUUUAUCUCGGUUUUCAAAUUCGCGCUUCAUUCAAUUCCGGUCUUGAUAUCGCAUCAAAACUGGUUUAGCUAACAUAUUAAGUGUGUUUAUUAUAAAUUUCACAAAAUAUUUUUCUUGGACUUGCUUCUUAAUUUCAUAUAAAAUUCUGAUAUGUUUCUAUGUUAACAUAAUUGAAUCGUUUACAUUAGUAUAUGACAUAGUAAACGCGCUUACUUAUUUACGUUUCAAGUUGAUCAAUUAUCCAAAAAAGUUUUUUUUUUAAAUUAACAGUGAUCUAGUAAUUUAUUAAAGCAUUACGCAAUGAAUACUUCGAUGCAAUCUUUAUCCGAUACGUCGUUCGAUGGCAACAGAAGCUACAACGAUUCAAAUCAGUCCAAAGAUAAUUGUGUUUCACUAAUGAUAACUCAUUUGAUUCGCAAAGAUGAAAAUAUCAAGGUUUGGGGUGUGCCUGUUAAAUUUAUAAAAAUUGUUGCUGUUGUUUCUAAUAUUGAAGUUGACUCCUACAAACUAAAAUACGAAUUUAGAGAUGAAACUGGACAAAUUGAUGGUUUCAGUUAUCUUUCACCUUAUGCUGAUCAUCCACCAUGCGCAGUCAGUAAAAACUCUUAUGCAACAGUACAUGGAAAAUUGAGAAAUAUAAAUGGACAAAACUGUCUUUAUGUUUUAAGCAUACAGCCUUUAGAAAAUCUUAAUGAGUUGUUAGCACAUUUGAUGGAAGUUACACUAAUAUGCUUGGAAGGAAAACAUGCUGCGUCAAAUAACAAUAAAAGCCAAAAUCAAGUACCCUCUACUACAAAUGAAAAUCCUGAUUACAGUGGUAGUGGUCAAUCAUCAGCAAAUAAUUAUCUAGAUCUAGGUAAAGAACAAGCACUUAUUUUAACGAUAAUUGAAAGCAGUGAACAAGAAUACGGAGCUGAAAGAAAUGAAAUUAAAUCCAAAGUACCUUUGAACAUGGUUUCUAAAGUUGAUGGCAUUUUAAACUUUUUAUCUUCAGAAGGACAUAUUUAUACUACAAAAACUGAUGACUUUUUUAAAAAAAUAUAGAAUAUUUGAUAAUAUAAUCAAAGAUAAUAAUAUUAGUGACAAUAAAGUUGAAGUAACUUUUAUUGAUUAAAUAUAAUUUUCUACUAUUGCUUGUAGUGUUUUGAACCAAUUUUUUCUAAAAUUAAUUUUUCCAUAAUAUUUGUUGACUCAUAAUGUUUAAGAGCACUGAACUCGAUAAAUAAAAUAAC